AUGUCGUCCUUCUUUACGGCCCCUGGGGCUGCAAACAAGCGCAAGAGGCAGGCUUCAGCAGCAGACGGUCCGAAAAAGAGACUGGCAACGUCCUCCAACUCGAUUCCCGUGCACAAGUCGGCCGGCAAGGCGACGAGGAGGCCAGGCAACCCCGCGCCAAAGAAACAGAUAGUCGAGCGUGACUCUUCGAUAUCAGGCAGCGACUCGGAGGACGACGACCUUCCGGACGACGAAGACGAGUUCAAUGGGAUCGACGAUGACGACUCGGCGUCAGAGGCAGAGGGGGAGACCGCGGCAGAGCGGCGGUUAAAACUGGCGGAGCGCUAUCUCGACAACGUUAAAGGCGAAGUCCAGGACGAGUACGGAUUCGACGCCGAAGAAAUUGACCGCGACCUCAUCGCCGAGCGAAUGCAAGAAGAUGUCGCCGAGACAAAGGGCAAAGUCUACAGGCAACUUGCCGGCGAGCUGCUGUUUGAGCAGGCAUCACAUACGAUUUUCAGGUGGAACUCGCAAAACGUGAACUCGAUAGCGACCUGUGCCCCCUACGCCUACACGGUCUCCAAGGACAUGUUCCUGGUCAAGUGGAAGCUCCAGGACCUGCCCCAGCACCAGUGGCCGCAGACGACGAAGAAGAAGCCCAAGAAACCACCCGCACCACCCAAGAAGAAACCACAGCGGGUGGCAUCGAGCCGGGGCGAUUCCAGAAAAUCAAAAGACAAGAACUACCAAGGCCACACCGGCCCAAUACUCAAGGUGGCAGCAUCACAGGACGGCAAAUACGUGGUAACAGCAGGCGCGGACAGGAGGAUGGUGGUCCACGACGCCGAGACGCUGAAGCCCCUGAGGGCGUUCACCCAGCACCGCGACGCCGUCACGGGGCUGGCCUUCCGCAGGGGCACGAACCAGCUGUACUCGAGCUCCAAGGACCGGACCGUCAAGGUGUGGUCGCUCGACGAGAUGGCCUACGUGGAGACGCUGUUCGGCCACCAGGACCACGUCGUGGACAUCGACGCGCUCGCCCAGGAGCGCUGCGUCAGCGCGGGCGCGCGGGACAGGACCGCGCGGCUGUGGAAGGUCGUCGAGGAGACACAGCUGGUCUUCCGCGGCGGCGGCUCCGGCGUCUCGGACAAGAAGAAGGAAGCAGCAACAGCGCCCACCGCCGCCGGCGGCAGCAUCGACCCCCUCUCCAUGGCCCACGAGGGGAGCAUGGACCGGAUCGCCAUGAUCGACGACGAGAUGUUCGUCACGGGCAGCGACAACGGCUCCAUAGCCCUGUGGAGCCUGCAGAAGAAGAAGCCCGUCUUCGUCCUGCCCCACGCCCACGGCAUCGAGCCGGCCCUGCCGCCCGAGCGGUCGUCGGGCGAGGUCGACCCGGACCCGUCGGUGGUGCCCCCUCCCCAGCCGCGGUGGAUCACGGCCCUGAGGACGAUCCCGUACUCGGACGUCAUCCUCUCGGGCAGCUGGGACGGCUACGUCCGCGUGUGGAGGCUGAGCGAGGACAAGCGGCGGCUCGAGCGCGUGGGCGUCCUCGGCGCCACGUCCGACGCGGACGGCAACGUCCUGGCGCACAACCCGCAGCCCCAGUUCCCGCCCGGGCAGGCGCUGACAAACGGCGAAAAUGCGGGGGAGGAGCCCGAGGCGGACGGCAGCCGGGAGGUCGUCGCGCGGAAAACAGAAGAAGAAGGAGGGGAGGAAAAAGAAAAGCCGGCCUCGCCCGGCCCGGACUCGGCCCUGGGCCUCGUCAAGGGCGUCAUCAACGACAUCUCCACGUUCGAGCGCGGCGACCGCGGCAGGGACGGGCUGUGCGUCGUCAUCGCGCUGGGCAAGGAGCACCGCCUCGGGCGGUGGAAGAAGCUGCAGGGCGGGCGGAACGGCGCCAUGGUGUUUGAGGUGCCGAGGGUGCGCAAGGAGGUGGUCCCCCGGGCCAACGGUGAUGAUCACGAGUCCGAGGCGGAGGGGGAGGAGGACUAG
Diaporthe batatas is the source of this 1971-nucleotide messenger RNA. RefSeq lists its product as uncharacterized. Bases 1 to 1971 code for a protein of 656 amino acids. The record is from RefSeq and is a predicted model, not a curated record. Gene Ontology annotation, cellular component: small-subunit processome. Gene Ontology annotation, molecular function: protein binding; snoRNA binding. The transcript has a single exon. Lineage: Eukaryota; Fungi; Ascomycota; Sordariomycetes; Diaporthales; Diaporthaceae.